AUGAAACAAGUCCAAAAUCGGGAUACACAAAUGUUGUUAGAAUAUUUAGUAGUUAACAAACGAUUACCCGAAGACAAAACCCAGUACAGGAAAAGACAGUUGGUUCGCGAUCAAGGUAGAUCUAAAAGAGCAAGAUACUUAAAAGAGGUAGCUAUUGGGUAUCAUAAAUUAAUGAGUAAUAGUCCAAUCUAUACUAAUCUGGUUCCAGCUAGUAAUCUUGGGUUUUUUGACCAAGAAUGGCUCACUAAAGUCCAAGAAAUGGAAAAGAAAACCCGCGGUCAUACUGAAAGGUUUCGAUGGGACAUGCUUUGGGAAAUGCUCCCUCUUUGUAUUAGAGAUUAUUUAGGACACGAAAGUCUGAUUGAUGUUCGUGUCAAAGAGAUCAUUAAGUUUUUUGUGGUUCGUAAUGAUCAUAUCAAACACGAAGUUGAAAGUAGAUACGGAUUGCCCAAACGAGAUUUAGGUCAGUACUUGUUUUUUGGAGAUUUGGUUGAUGAUCUGCAACAACAGGUAGAACAACUGCACUUUGCCCUGGGCAAUGAGUCUCUAAGACUGCUUAUUUUUAGAAAGGAGUUGUUAGCUACAAUGAAAAGCUCCCUGUGGUACAAACUAGAUAAGUGUGGCCAGUUGUGUUUACAUUAUUAUGACUUGGAUAAAUGGGGGCACAAUCUUGAAUUUGUGGAAGAUGGAAUUCUAGAGAACUUUACAUUCGAAAGCAUAGUUUCUUCCAUUGUUUGGCCUAAGUUAGAUAUACAGUUAGAACUAUUAGAAACGGGCCAAGUGUUAGGCGCCACAAAAGUAGUGAGGGCUACGGUUGAUGCUAAUAUUCAGAAGAGCCUCAUUAGUCGAGGUCUUGUUAAUGAUCUAAUGCUCAGGGCUGGAAUAGAACCCAAAGGGUACUUCUUUCCACCCCAUGAUAUGAAGACUUGGUCGCGCAUUGUUUGCGGCAACCAGCCCCAUAUCAAAACCCUGCCUCAGUAUCCUCUUGAAUGUAACAUUGUGGAGACAAGUGAAGAGAUACUGAUCCUUAGUGAGCAGUGGUUUCAUGAAGGCUACAACAUCAGAAUACAACAGGAUCUGCUCCACAGUCAAACAGUUGAUGCUUCAAAUGAGCCGCAUCUUGAAUCAGAUGACCAACUUUGCCAAGUACACAACCAGCCUAGCGAUUCAGAUAUUAACCACGAUCAAAUGGCUCUUCGUGUACUAACUCAGUUACGCAACCAAAUUAAAGCCCAGCACCAAGCCGAUAUCAUACAUAAAUUUACUCCCAAUCCAGUUUUCAGCCAUACUGCCUUGGAGCUAACCACAAUUAACAAUGCCCGCAAUAUUGUUGGCGAACCAGCUAGUUUUACCGACAAGUCCCUGGCGGCUGCCAAGACUAUCCUAACCCAGUUGAUCAAAAAAGGUAUUAUCAAACAGGCGCCCAGUCAAACAGGAUUUUCAACGGCCUACUUAAUCAACAACGAAAUACUCAUUGAUUAUUGGGAGACCAAUCGAGGCAUUUACGAUAAGGCGCCCAUGCUCCCAGACCAACUCCAACGCCUGGCUAAUAUUCCGCCCAGCUCUUACUUUUCCCAAAUAUGUCUCUGUCCCGGACACUACCAAAUCAAUCUUGAUAAAAAGUCCGCACCUCUAACUGCUUUUUCUUUUGAUAGCAAAACAAUCUAUCACUGGCAAAAAGUCCCUUUUGGAAUCAAAAACUUCGCCACUGAGUUCUACCACCAAACAGAACAACUCUUCCAACAAAACCCCAUCCCCCAAGUAGUCCAUAUUAUGAACACUUUCAUUGUCUUCAGUAAUACCUGGCAAGAAAAUGCCGUUCAAGUCUCUAAACUACUUAAGUUUCUCAAAGCCAAACAUCUCAAAAUAGAUCCACUCGCCACUAAACUUCUUAUUCCUCAAAUCGAGUGUGUUGGACACAUCCUUAGCCAGCAAAACCACAGCCCCAACCACAAACGAGCCAGUAUCUUUUCUACUAUCUACCGCCAAUCUGCCUUCAGUUUCCAUACGCCACUCAUCCAUCUUAUCCGGCAUAUUCAAGAGUUCUACAUCCCAGACCUCUACAAACGAUCAGAUCUAGCCGAUCUAGAUGAAAAGAUCCUUGAUCUCCACCAUAACCCCCAACAUUACAUCAGCAAAAAACACGAUCUCUACCUUAAAUCCGCUCUCCAUACUAUCAUCAUUGAUAUUCUCCAAAACAAAUUCCAAACCAACCGACCUUUCCAGCUCUACACCGAUGCCAGUAAUGUCGGUAUUGGUGCCGCCCUUAUUCAAGAUAAGAAAAUCAUCGGUGUCUUUGCCAAACCCCUCAGCCACAAAGAAAAGCUCUUCAACAUCCAAGAACGCGAAUUCCUCGCCAUUGUCCAGUCCGUCAAGUACUUCAAAGACAUUAUCGCCCUCUCUCCAACCUAUGUCUUCACCGACAAUCUCGCCAAUACCGUCAGUAGCAACACCAAACUCGAUCGCAUCAAGCAAUGGCGACUCCAUCUCCAAGCCUUCCAUCUUGAAAUUAGCUACAUCAAAGGCAAGGAAAACCUUCUGGCCGACUUCCUUUCCCGUAUCCACUAA
Messenger RNA from Nematocida homosporus, 2568 nucleotides. RefSeq lists its product as uncharacterized. The record is from RefSeq and is a predicted model, not a curated record. Lineage: Eukaryota; Fungi; Microsporidia. The coding region runs from base 1 to 2568 and encodes 855 amino acids. The transcript has a single exon.